This is a messenger RNA of Zophobas morio, 991 nucleotides long. Its product is annotated as fibronectin type 3 and ankyrin repeat domains protein 1-like. The record is from RefSeq and is a predicted model, not a curated record. The coding region runs from base 20 to 991 and encodes 323 amino acids. Gene Ontology annotation, molecular function: protein binding. The transcript has 3 exons. NCBI's taxonomy places the organism in Eukaryota, Metazoa, Arthropoda, Insecta, Coleoptera, Tenebrionidae.
UGUUUCUUAGUGUCCAGCAAUGGAAAGUUUCGAAAAUAAAAUUCUUCCAGUGCACUCUUCCCAAGUCGUUGAAGAUUUGACAACAGCCAUCAAAAACAACGAUGUUGACUAUUUCACAAAGCUUUUUUCGAAGUCCUUAAAUAGAGAAAAAAACGAAGCCGGUUUUACCUUACUUCAGGAGGCUAUACGACACAAUCGGAGAGAUCUAUUCGAUUAUUUAUUAUUACAACUACAAGAUAAGGAUGAUCUGGAGAUUCGCAACACCUCCGGGGAAACAGCACUAAAAUACGCCAUUAAUCAUUUCCGUGAAGAAAAUGACUAUUUCUCCUUGGUAUUGAUCGAAAAAGGGGCUUCCUUAGAGGUGGACGACUGGUCAACUGCUUACCUGGAUCGAUUGGUUCACGCUUCUUCAAGAUUAACGAAACUUUCAUUAUUAGAAAAAGGGAUUAAUGUAAACAUCAAAGACGAAUGCGGCACUACUCCAUUACUGGACUCACUUCUUAAUCCUAGAACACACCACAACGAUGAAAUUAUAGCUACUUUUUUAUGUUUUGGGGCUGAUCUAUUCGAUACAUUUGGAUACAACGCAUUUGAACUUGCUGUGGAAUAUAAACAAACUGAUUUCGUCCAAGAACUUUUGUUUUUGUACACGUUUGAUGUACAUUUACCUUGUGACAUCAUGUUUGAGACUUUGUUAAUACUUGCAAAGCAGAAAUCGCCGCUAUUCAACAAAAUUCUUGAACACGAUGUGGAAUUUAUGUUUGCAAGGGAAAUGACAAAGACGGAUUUUGCUGAGCUCUUGUAUAUCCUACUCGACCCUGAAGAUAAAUACUUUGAAUUAGUUCUGGAUAAAUGCGAUCCAAUGGCAGAGCUGUUCAGUACUUCAAGUUUUUCACAUCUCACCACUGAGUACACUCAGGUCAUUUUUUCCAAAUCUGACACUGACAGUGCGGGAGUUUUGCAAACGGAUAUUAGUAUUAUUAAUAAGUGA